Dioscorea cayenensis subsp. rotundata (Guinea yam) is the source of this 2435-nucleotide messenger RNA. Its product is annotated as probable serine/threonine-protein kinase kinX. The coding region runs from base 334 to 2088 and encodes 584 amino acids. The record is from RefSeq and is a predicted model, not a curated record. The transcript is spliced from 2 exons. NCBI's taxonomy places the organism in Eukaryota, Viridiplantae, Streptophyta, Magnoliopsida, Dioscoreales, Dioscoreaceae.
ACAGACAUUACAACAAUUAAAACUUUCUUAUUCUUGUCGUGCUAGAUUUUUUUUUUUUUCCAAGUACUUCUUGGCUGACAGAUAUUAGAUUUGAGUCAUGCCAGCUCAUGGUUCCUGUAUUCCUUCACCUUGCUUAGCUUGCUGGGGCUAUUUCUUUGCCUUUAACAACCUCUUCGCUCUUUCUUCAAUUUCUCCAUUAGAGGACCACUGUUACUACUACUAGUAGUACCACCGUUACUGUGCUGCUGCUUAUCCGUUAUCCCUUUCUUCUCCAUAGUCAAGGGAGGUGGUCAGCUGUGUUUGUGUGUGUGUGCGUUUGUACCAGGAGGAUCUAUGGCUACUGAGGUUUCUGUAACUGAUCAGACAGCUGAUGAGCACAUUGAGGAGAAGACAGUGAGUGAUGAUAUAAAGAGUGUUGAUGUGGAGAGCGUCGUUACUCAACCAAGUGAAGCUGAACAUAAAAAUGAGGGAGAGAAGACCAAAGUGGAGGAUUCAGCAAAUUCUGAAGCAUUAGUAACUGAAGAGAAAAAGGUGGAUGACAAGGUUGAUGCUGUGGUUGAAGAACUGAAAACAGGGGAAGUAGAGAAUAAGAUAGCUGAAGCAGAUGAUAAAGCUGAAGCUGUGAUUGAAGAGGUUAAAAAGGAAGAAACUGAACCAGAGGAAAAAUUGGAUUAUAAAUUUGAUGCUGGUGAUGGUUCAGAUAAAGUGGAAAAUCCUCCACAGGGAACAACAGAUAUCUCCAAUAUUGCCUCAGUAGUUACUACCGAAACUGAGGAGAAAGGACUAGAAACCAAACCGGAUGAAUUGAGCAUUCCUGAGCCACCAGUUGAAGUACCAGAAAAGCCAGUUGAAGCAGAAACAGAGCCUCCGAAAGAGCCAACUGUUGUUCCAGUGGUUUCGGUGCCUGUAAGUGUAACUACUGAAGAGACACAAGAAGAGUCUCCAGUGAUCACUGGGACAGAGGUUUCAGUGCCUGUAACAGAAGUUAAACCAGAAGAGCCCCAAUUGAUUGCUGCCACUGAUGAUGUUUCAGUGCCAGCAACAGAAGAUGACAAAGAAGAGUCUCCAGUGAUCGCUGGGACAGAGAUUUCAGUGCCUGUAACAGAAGAGAAACAAGAAGAUCCCUCAGUGGUUGCUGCUACUGAUGUUUCAGUGCCUGAAACUGAAGAUAAACAAGAGGAACCCCCGGUGGCUCUUGCAACCAAGGUUUCAGAGCCGGUAACAGAAGAGAAACAAGAAGAACCCCCAGUGAUUGCUGCCACUGAGGUUUCAGUGCCUGUGGUAGAAGAGAAACAGGAGGAGCCCUCAGUGGUUGCUGCCCCUGAGGUUUUAGUGCCUGAAACAGAAGAUAAACAAGAAGAUCCCCUGGUAGUUACUGCCGCUGAGGUUUCAGUGCCUGAAACAGAAGAUAAACAAGAGGAGCCCCCAGUGAUUACUACAGCUGAGGCUUCAGAGCUGGUAACAGAAGAGAAACAAGAAGAGCCACUACUGGUUGCUGCCCCUGAGGUCUCAGUGCCUGAAACAGAAGAUAAACCAGAAGUGCCCCCAGUGAUUUCUGACCCCGAGUUUUCAGUGUCUGAAGCAGAAGUUAAAUCAGAUGAGACUUCAGUAAUUGCUGUCCCAGAGGUUUCAUUGCCUAAAACAGAAGUUAAACUGGAAGAGUUCCCAGUGGUUGCUGCCACUAAAGUUCCAAUGUCUGUAACAGAAGAGAAAAAAGAAACCCUGACAGAGAAGACAUCUGAAGCUGUUGAAAGUGUAGCUGAGAGGAUCACUCCUGCUGAGACCUCUAGAGACUUUGUUGUGGAGACAGAUUCAGGACUGAAGGUUGGUGAAUCAGAAAACAAGAAAGAAAAGACCAACAAAGCUGAUGAUCAAAAUGCAGAAGCACCUGCUAAAGAUGACAGUGAUACCAAGGCAACUGUGGGGGCUCCUAAAGAUGAGCCUCCCACUAAACCUCAUCGCCAAUCAAACAACAUAAUUUCCAAGGUGAAGCAAUCCAUUGUGAAGGUAAAGAAGGCUAUCAUUAGAAAAUCUUCAAGCUCAAAGGCCAUCUCAAUGGAAAACAAAGAUGAGAUAACAGUAAAAUAAUCCAGACAGGAGUUUGGUAUUCUAGGUGGUUUUUAUUUUUUAUUUUUUAACUAAAACUGUAAAAUUCUCAUUUGGUAUUUGUGGUUGGUCAUGCAGUAUUUGAUGUAAAUUUUAUAUGAACUAUGUGUGUAUACAUAUUGUUGCAUCCACUGCUGGUGCAUGGCCUCUUGCCGGGAAGGACUUGGUGAAGCUAUGCGACCUUUGCAUCAUAGCUGCGAAGAUAUGAAGGAUCUUUUGUUUGUAUUGUUUUUAAUUUUUUAAUUUUUGAGCUGGUGUGUUUGUAUUGGCUUUGUAAUGUUUCAGACACUUUUUAUAGAUAUAUGAUGACAUUCUUUGUAUGAAUGCAA